Molecule: messenger RNA, 546 nt
Organism: Aspergillus terreus NIH2624
Lineage: Eukaryota; Fungi; Ascomycota; Eurotiomycetes; Eurotiales; Aspergillaceae
Exons: 2
Coding region: 1-546 (181 amino acids)
Source: RefSeq, a predicted model, not a curated record
AUGUAUGAAUCAUUCCGCCCCCAUCCCCUCCUCGCCCAGGUCCCUCUCACCGUCUCUCCCUUUAUCAAUCUCCCCACCUCCGUCACGCUCCCCUACACCUACAAAUCUGUCCCCUCCACCCUUCCUCAGUCCGUCACGGUCGACCCCAAUAAUCCCAGCGUGAAAGCCCGCUACGUCGUCUCCGCCAGUGGCGAACACGCCGCCUCCCCCGAAGAGAUCCUCGCGUCCUGCAAGUCCCUCGAGGAACAUCUCACCAAGGCCCGCAACGAUUCCCUCCAAGCCAUCCAAGACUGGGAACGGUCCAUCGCCGAACGGGAGCUCGCGGAGAAGCGACGGGUUGCGCCGGGUUGGUUAGAUCGCGAAGAGAAGCUCCUCCAGCCGAGUCGAGCCACCACCAGCCCCAGUUCCGGGAUGGGAUUGGGGGAACCGGCCAGUUUGUUGGACAGCUCUGCGGCCGAUUCGGCCGUGUCCAGUUUGCCGUCGAUGAAACCGCACGACGAGGGGGAGGAACUGGAUCGCGCGUUUGGUGGACUCGAUGUGAAAUGA